This is a messenger RNA of Pistacia vera, 1773 nucleotides long. RefSeq lists its product as uncharacterized. The coding region runs from base 1 to 1773 and encodes 590 amino acids. Lineage: Eukaryota; Viridiplantae; Streptophyta; Magnoliopsida; Sapindales; Anacardiaceae. The transcript is spliced from 3 exons. The record is from RefSeq and is a predicted model, not a curated record.
AUGUUGGGUGUUCAUAACAUAGAUGAUAUCACGGCUUUGGCAGCACAAAUGCAGGCGUUAAAUAAGAAGAUUGAUGGACUUCAAAUUCAAAAACUUGUAAUAGUUGCUUCUAUGUGUGAUUUUUGUGGUGAAGAUCACCCAAACCAUGAGUGUCAAUCAGGUAACAUGUUUGCGAUUAAUUCUAUGCAUGAUCAAGCUAACUAUGUUUCAAAUUUUCGCUGGCCUAAUAAUAAUCCAUACAGUGAAACAUAUAAUCCAGUGUGGAGGAAUCACCCAAAUUUCUCUUGGAGUAACAAUAAUCAAGUGAAACAACCACUGCCAGGUUUUCAAUCUCAAAAGAAGAAAUCAAAUUUAGAAGAGAUGAUGGUGAAGUUCUUGAGUACUACAAACACAAGAAUUCAUAAUCAAGAGGUUUCCAUCAAGAAUUUAGAAGCUCAAAUUGGCCAGUUAGCCAAUAUCAUUUCGGGUAAACAGCAAGGGCAUCUACCAAGUGACACAGAAAAGAACCCGAAUGAGCAAUGUAAGGCCAUAACCUUGAGGGAUGGAAAGGUGAUUGGUGAAGAAGAAUCACAAAAAAAGGCGGAAAGUGAAGCGAAGUUACCAAUCUCCAUUAAAGAAAAGAAAGCGAAUUCAGAAAAAGAGACAGAGACUAAGGUAAAGGAAAUUGCAAGAGGUAAAGGAAAAGGUACGUCAAAUUAUGAUUCUAUUGUUGUUGAAAAAGAUGUAUCUAAAUUUCCUUAUCCUGAUAGAAUUAGAAAGGAUAAACUGGAUCAACAAUUUUCAAAGUUUUUAGAGGUCUUUAAGAAAUUGCAAAUAAGUAUUCCAUUUGCUGAAGCUUUAGCACAGAUGCCUAGUUAUGCAAAGUUCUUAAAAGACAUCCUUUCUAACAAGCAGAAGAUUGAGGAGCAUGGGACAAUUAUGCUCACUGAAGACUGUGAUCACAGAGAAGAAGUUUUGCAAAAGGACUCUUUAGAGAGAUGUCUAAUGGAGUCAAGCACAACAAAAGAUAAAGGCCCAUGCUUGAGAGAAGAAGCUAAAGCGUUAGAGAAUGAAUCUCUGACUGAUAAUAAUAUGGAGCUAAAGGAGGAUUUGCAUAAAACUUCCAAUGAGGCUUCUAAACUUGAACUUAAACCUCUUCCUUCACAUUUAAAAUAUGUUUUUCUAGAUAAAGAUGCUUACCCUAUGAUUAUUUCUGCAUCUUUGACAGAUUUGGAGGACAAGUCACUAUUAGACAUUUUGAGGAAGCAUAAGAAGGCUAUGGGAUGGACAAUUGCUCAUAUCAAGGGAAUAAGCCCUUCCAUCUGCAUGCAUAAGAUCCUCAUGGAAGAGAAUUUCAAGCCAACAAUACAACCGCAAAGGAGAUUAAAUCUUGCCAUGCAAGAGGUGGCCUUUAAUUUGUUGAAGGAGAAGCUAGUGACAGCACCAAUAGUGGUCACACCAAAUUGGAACAACCCCUUUGAAAUUAUGUGUGACGCGAGUGACUAUGCCAUCGAUGCUGCUCUUGGUCAAAGGAAAGACAAAAUGUUUCAGGUCAUAUCCUAUGCCAAUCAUACCUUAAAUGGUCUACAAUUGAACUACACAACAACUGAGAAAGAAUUACUAGCAGUGGUCUUCGCAUUUGAGAAGUUUAGAUCCUACCUCAUAGGCACGAAAUCCGUAGUCUACACAGAUCAUGCAGCUCUACGACAUCUCUUUGCUAAGAAGGGUGCCAAACCACGCCUUAUCAGAUGGGUCCUUCUACUUCAAGAGUUUGAUUUGGAGAUUAAAGAUUGA